This is a messenger RNA of Owenia fusiformis, 2990 nucleotides long. The record is from the annotation of a GenBank genome assembly. Lineage: Eukaryota; Metazoa; Annelida; Polychaeta; Sabellida; Oweniidae.
CGGCAACCAUCUUUUCUAAGAUUGAGAAGUUAAAAUUCUGAUGACAUUUCAAGGCCCAGAGCUCGAUACGAUACAAAAAUCUGAAGAAUAUUUAGUGCGAGGUAUUCACACAGAGUAUAUGUAACGCCCGAGGUCACAGUUUAUGAGCAUGUCUAACUCAAGGAAGAGUGUUGGAACAAAAGUUUACAUUGGAGAUAUAUUAGAGUCAGUUACUGCAAGAGACAUUGAAGAUGAGCUAUCACACUUUGGACCACUGACAGAGAAUCCAUGGAUUGCAAGAAACCCCCCUGGAUUUGCUUUUGUCUACUUCAAGAGAUCCAGAGAUGCUGAUACGGCAAUCCGUAUCUUAAAUGGGAACAAUUUUUGUGGAUCGAAAGUACGAGUUGAAUUAGGUCUUGAUCAACAAAGAGGAAAUGCUAAACUUAAUGAUAGUAGAAACAGUAAUAGCAGAGGAGCCCCUCAGAGAAAAAGACCCAGGGAACGUGAGCGACACUUGCGCCCACCUUCCCCACAUCAAUCAAACAGCAAGAGCAAGGAUUCACGCUCACGAAGCAAAUUUGACAGAUUUGAUGACCGUUACAACAACAAUGAUGAAGAUGAUAUAUACGAUAACAAGGAUGACAACAGACGACCCUUGUCUCCUGUAUAUAGAAGCAGAUCCCCUUUGAGCCACAGACGCAGGUCUAGGACCCCUCAAAGGAGGCAUGAUCUACCUGCGAAAAUCCCCUCAUUGAUGGAUCUCCCUCUAACCCCUGUUCCUGUGGUGCCCCUACUACCCGAUCUUGUACCCACCAGACAACAACGUUCGAAGACUUCGGGGGCUGCACUCAGAAGAGCACACAGGAAUAACACACAUUCUGGAACCUCUAAAAGGCGAGAUCGACUACCCCAACCAACCCAUAGAGCAAAAGAGAGCAGCCAAUCACCUAGGCCUAAUAGAAAACGUUCUAGACACUAUUCAUCCCCACCUCAUACUGUUCCCCCUCCACAAGGACACUCCCACGGUAGAGACCCUGACAGGCGCUCCCCUGAUUCUAGACUGUAUCUCCCUCAAACCAACCAAUCACGCAAAUCUAGUUCUAAACGACCUGCAUCGCAACAUAGGGGUGCCUCCCACAGGGGCAAAGCUCCUGAGGGAGAUAAGUACAGCAGUAAAUCUCAAAGGAUGUUCAGGAGUUUGUCUCCAAGAUCUCCUCCUCGGAAUUCUAAACAUAAGCUUCCUAAUGUUCCCCCUCCAUUGAUGAGCCAGAUUGUCGGUCCUUUAGUAGACUCAGUUGUACCCCCUCCAGCCCCACUAAUGGGAAAUGACUUCCUAGCUCGCUACGGCUCCCCUUUAAGGGAUCAUUCCCCAUCAUCUCCCAUUUCCCAGAGCUCCAACCCUGAUUACAAUUCAAGGAAAACAGGUAGUGAUGGGAAUCAUACACACUUUGUAUCAUGUAGGAGAACACCCCCUAAGGCACACUCAAGCAAAAGAGCCAGGUCCCCAUAUAUUUCCCCAUCUAGGGGGAGAUCACCCCUGCCACGUUCAGACAAGUACUCCUCCCCUAAUCGGGGGAAGCCUUCACUUAAGAGUAAAGUUGGUAGGUAUGUCUCGAGAUCUCCCCUGCGUCAACAAUCUACAAGGCUACCUUCUGGAAGAUCACCAAUAAAGAGCAUUAUCCAUAAAAGAUACAAGUCAGAGUCAAAACCCCAGCGUAGUCAUAUGACUGAAUAUUCCAGUGGGCGGGCAUCAGGUAGGGAUAAUUCAACAAGUCACCCUCAGAAAUAUAGUUCAUAUAAUGAGACCCAAUCAUACCGCAGAGAAGACAGACUUACUCCACCACGUAGUGCUCUUGGGGCUGUUUACACCCCAGCUGAGCAUCGCAGUCUGUCCCCCCUGGAUGAUAGCCAGUACAUGACAUACCUGCCCCCUCCACCUCUCCCACCUCCUCUACUCCCACCCCCAAGGCCAAAGAAGAGUAACUGGCGUAGAAACAAGGGGGUGAAAUCUCGGAUGAGCAUUAAAGAGAGACGUGAAGCCAGGAAAAAAGCUGUACUUCCUCUUAUGUCUGAUAGAGGCUCAAGUCGAAAUAUUAAAUCACGUUCUAGCAUUAGAAAUUCAGAAUCCUCAAAGCAAUAUGCCAGUAAAUCUAUUCCCCCUCCACUGCCAAUGUUCUCCAAUUAUGACUCCGGGGAGCGCCAUUCCCAUUUAAAGACUAGACAUUACACUCCACCGCCUCUUCCCCCUUUACCUUCCUCUCGCUCUAGGGAUAAGCCCAGACGUGCCCUCAAGCCUAAUAGUGCAAGGCAAGCGGCAGCUGCACGGAUUAAACAGAAAGCCAUGGGAGCAUCACGUGGUAAUGCAAAUCAUAGAAAUCAACCUAGAUCGCGUAUAAGGGAAAGAAGAAGAUAGGCACAAUGAUGCUGCCAUGCUCUAUCAUCUAAGACUCAUUGGUGCUACAAAAGAUGGAAUUAGAUCAUCUAUACUAAUCCAGGGACUUUAUAUACACUAGAUACAUGUAUAUGGAACCUCAGUUCCCUAUAGACGGAUUAACAGCAAAGUUGCAAGUGUAUUCCAUGAUUGAAAUUAUUCAGUUAAACAUUAGUAAAUACAUGAAAUAUAUUCGGAUUUGUGUAACGAGUGUAAUUCAUGAUUAUUCAAUCAAAUGAUUGUUAAUAUCAGGAUAAGAGUUACAAGUUUUAUUUCAUGUUUGAAAUUGUUCAGUCAAAUGAUAGUAAAUAUUUGGAUUUGUGUUUCACAUUUUUUUAGUCAAAUGAAAACUAUUGGGAUUUGUGUUAAAAGUUUAAUUCAUGAUUGAAAUUGUUUUAAUGCUAGUAAUAAUCCAUGUAGAUAAAAAUUAAAAAUUAUUUAAUUUAAAACAACAGUUAAUAUUUGGAAUAGAGUUAACAAGAAAAUGCAUUAACUACAGUUUAUAUGAGGAAUUGUUAACAAAUGUAAUUCAUGUAUGAAAUUAUUCAAUUAAACUACAAAUAUUUGGAACAGUGUUAAC